This is a messenger RNA of Rhizophagus irregularis DAOM 181602=DAOM 197198, 2087 nucleotides long. Lineage: Eukaryota; Fungi; Glomeromycota; Glomeromycetes; Glomerales; Glomeraceae. The record is from RefSeq and is a predicted model, not a curated record.
AUUUAGUUCAUUCGGAAUUUCCGAUAUUUUUUAUCUUUCCAUUACUUUCAUAAUUCUCUAUGUAUCUCGAUACUAUUAUAAUUAUUUCACUCGUAUAAAUCCUUUACCUGGUCCACUUCCAUUUCCAAUGUUUGGUAAUAUUCACCAAAAAUUUGGAUAUGAAUUUAAUGAUUGGUUAAUGUCAUUACAUAAAAAAUAUGGAGAUAUGUUUGAAAUAAAUUUAGCUGGACAACGUACUAUCAUAUUAUGUAAUACAGAAUUAAUUGAAAAUAUGAAUAUAACUUCAACUAAAACAAAAUAUCCUAUUAGAUUUCUUGUUACAGAAGGAUUUAGAGAAUAUGGAAUAAAUGGUACAGGAAUAGUUAAUAAUGUUGAUCUAAAAUCUUGGAAAUAUAAUCGUCAAUUUUUCACUCAAGCGAUGAUGACUCCAAGUUUUAAUCAUCAAGCUGUUGAAUGUACGAAUAAAUUAUGGAGUGAAAUGGAAUCUUAUUGGAAAAAUCUUGGAGAAAACCAUGAAUUGGAUCUUAUAAGAUGGAUGCAUAGAUUUUCAAAUGAAAUGAUUUUUAUAAUUUCAACAGGAGUAAAAACUAAUUGUGUUGCUUCUUAUUAUUAUACUCUUGUACCUAAUAAUGAUUUAAAUGAAAAAGAAAAAGAAAAAAUUAAAGAAUCUGAAGAUUUUAUUAAAUCGCUUGAAAUGUUAUUAAGAGGGGCCAUUUAUUUUUUUUACUUUAAUAGAUUUAUGCGUCAUUAUGUUCCUUUCAUUCGUGGAAAAGCAAUUAGUUUAUUAAAAAAUAGAGAUUAUCUAUACGAAAAAAUAUAUAAAAUUAUUAAAGAAAGAAGGACUGAAAUUGAGAAUACACCAUUAAAUCAACCUCUCCGUCAUGAUAUGUUGACAUCAUUUAUAACCGCGAAUACACCACGUGAUAUUAACGUUGUGAGACAUGGUGACACUGAUGCUGAUUUGUUAAGACCGAUAUCCGACAUGGAGAUUUUUGGUAAUAUACUCGAUGCUAUGGGCGGAGGAACUGAUACAACGGCGAAUUUGUUUUGCUUCGUCGCAUAUUAUCUUGGACGUUAUCCUGAAGUUAAGCAACGAUUACGACAGGAAUUGGAUGACGUUAUCGGAAAUGAUUCUACAAAACAAAUAACAUAUAAACAUAUUGAUGAAUUACGUUAUUGCGAUGCAGUUAUUAAGGAAGUAUAUCGACUUUUUCCUGUAGCAUUUUCACUUGGUCGUGUAAGUACUGAAAAAGAUGAAGUCGGAGGAUAUGUUUGGCCAGAAGAAACUUCAUAUUCAAUACUUUAUUGUGCAAUAAUGAAAUCAAAGGAUUAUUGGACUGAUCCUGAGAAAUUCGAUCCUGAUCGAUUUUAUAAAAUUGAUGAAGAUGAUAAAUAUUUACUUGAAAGACAAUACGUUAAAACUGCAUUCUCAAUUUUUGGAGGUGGAAUUAGAGCCUGUCCUGGAAGAAAAUUAGCGAUGAUAGAAUUAAAAUGUUUAUUGGCCUCGAUUUAUAGAAAAUAUGAUAUUGAAAUGGUAGAUAAAAAUGCGCCGAUCAAUUAUGAAUCUGGUUUCAUCACAGGUUGUAAAGAUAUGCGAGUUAAAAUUAAACCAAGAAAAUUAUGGGAAAAUGAAAUAUAAUUUUUGUAUAUAUAUAUUAGUGUUAUAAAAAAUUUUGGGUAACCGUUAUUUCAUUUUUUUUAUUAUUUAUUAUUUGUUACUAUUCUAAAAAAAUUUAUCGUAAUUUACAAUUAUUUAUUUAUAAAAAGAGACUUCUAAUGUGUAUUGAACCUUUGAAACCUUAAUUUAAUCGCAAGUCAAAUGAUGUUUUAUUCGCAUUAAUUUCUGAUUAGAGUGUUUGACACAGUUAAUGCGUGGAUGAGUAGAUAUACCGACUAUAUUUAUGGUUGGUUAUUAAGGUUAAAUUUAUUUUGUCAUUAUUUCCAAGUCAGUAAAUUUUAAAAUAAUUAUUGGUUUCGUAGGAUCAUUAUCAAAACUAAUAUACAGUGAGCAUAAUACGCUUUUGUACUAAUUUAUAACAUUGUUAUAUGAUUUUUUAAUUUUUCCGAAUGUUUGCAUAUAUUUCAAU